Fomitiporia mediterranea MF3/22 is the source of this 1216-nucleotide messenger RNA. RefSeq lists its product as uncharacterized. NCBI's taxonomy places the organism in Eukaryota, Fungi, Basidiomycota, Agaricomycetes, Hymenochaetales, Hymenochaetaceae. The coding region runs from base 605 to 1216 and encodes 203 amino acids. The record is from RefSeq and is a predicted model, not a curated record. The transcript has 4 exons.
GGAAAAUUCAAAUGAUAUCCAGAACAUUGGAAAAGAAUCAUUUGCUCUCCAGGCGCUGACCUCCGAAAUCACGACAGAGAGUAACUCAGUUGCUCCCGAUUUCUAUCCUGGUCAUUCACGGAAUGACUACCCGCUCGACGACUCGCUGCAUGACAGCCACCUUUGGAGCACAGGCGAAAGUCGAUUCUCGAUCCCCUUGGAAGCACCACUAGAUCAUCCGAUAAUAAAUGAAGAUUACGCAAGUCCACUCAGCGAGCCUUCGAGAUAUUCCCUUCCACCGUUGUCUCGUGGAAUCACGCGCUCACCUUCCUUACUCGCAACCCCUUCACUCACAACCCCGAUUGAGCUCUCCGAACCUUUCCACGGAACGGUCGUUGAUCGCGAGUCUCUCACUCCGGUUUCGCAGUCGAUUGGACAAGAUUGCUUUCGUUCGGAACUGCAGCUCAAUCCCGAGGCAGCUGAAUUCACCUUCCAGGUCUCGUCCGGGCCUGCUGGCGAAGUACCGCACCCUGGGGACACGCAAAGUGAACACGUUCCUGAAGCCGAUGCCAGCGUGAUUGAGCCGGUCCGUUUGAGCAAUGACCAAGAGGCGCCUGUUUCUACGAUGAAAAGGCCAGCUAAGGAUGCCACUAAAAAGAAAUCGUCUCGGCAGAGCAAAAGCGUUGUCAAAGCGCUUAUCACGGGCGAUGGCCUCUCGGCGAGCUCACUACCCAAGGAUCGUGUACGGAAGGCCAUGGGCCUCCGGAAAGCGAAAAGUGAAUAUACGUGUGUUUUCUCUGAGUGUAAGGAAAAGUUAAGCGAAGCGGAUGUCGCAAAGCACGUUGAAGGACACCUCAAACACCUCGAUCUUGCAUCUGGGGCGACCUGUCCUGUCGUCGGAUGUAAACGCACCCAGAAAGAUCUGCCAGCACGGAAACGGCACGUUCUGCAGGCCCAUCUUCAUGCAGGCGAACAAUACUGUGAAGCUUGUUCGGGCAGUUUCAGCAGGGUCUCUUGGGAUCAAGUGAUCCGGCACCUCGAGACCAAGCCGAUAAAGCACGCAGCAGUCUGGAAGGAGCUCGGUCUGCAGUGGAAAGUUGUUGGUGAUAUCGGUGCUGAUAAGGAGGACCAUACAAAAGAGGAUACCGUGAAGGUCGAGGCCUCGUCCGACAAUGGCGGCGUCGAAUACGAAUUUAUCGAAGGUUCGAGCACGGGAAAGAAGCGACGACGUCUAUAA